AUGACAAAUACGGGUCCCUGCUGCCUGAGGCGAGCCCACCUGAGACACCUGGAGUUCCCACUCACCAGGGAGGAGGUGGCUCUGGCAUCUGGAGGCGUGGCUGGCAUCUCCUCACCCACAGCCCGCCAGGAAGGAGACAAAGCGAGCCCUGAGCUGGCUGAGUGGCGCCUCUUCCUGGCGGAAAGUCCCAGGAAGUGGGGCCAGGCCCCCCACAGGGGAGCCCCAGGGCGGGGAGUUCCUGGGCUGGCCAGGCCCGGCGCCACAUUCACCGUGGCCAUUUGUUCCCAAGAAAGAGGGACCACUGUUGGGGUGGGACUUCCCGCCUGGCCAGCCCCCAGCACACGCCACCUCUGA
Pipistrellus nathusii (Nathusius's pipistrelle) is the source of this 354-nucleotide messenger RNA. NCBI's taxonomy places the organism in Eukaryota, Metazoa, Chordata, Mammalia, Chiroptera, Vespertilionidae. The record is from the annotation of a GenBank genome assembly.